UUUAGAAGCUCAAAGUUGUUAUACAAAAGAAGCCUCACAUGGGUUCAAAAUUUAUUCUUGGAACUACAUUCUUUUUGUUCUUGAUAUCAUUUUCCAUAAAAGCCAGAGCUGCAGAUUUUGAUAUCAAGAAGUAUGGAGCCAAGGCUGAUGGUAAGACAGAUGAUAGCCAGGCUAUUAAUAGUGCUUGGAAAGAAGCAUGCGCAUCCACAACUCCGAGUACGGUUGUGAUAGCAAAAGGAAACUACAUGGCUGGUCCGGUGAAGUUUCAAGG
This is a messenger RNA of Prunus avium (sweet cherry), 271 nucleotides long. The record is from RefSeq and is a predicted model, not a curated record. NCBI's taxonomy places the organism in Eukaryota, Viridiplantae, Streptophyta, Magnoliopsida, Rosales, Rosaceae.